Phyllotreta striolata is the source of this 2607-nucleotide messenger RNA. The record is from the annotation of a GenBank genome assembly. Lineage: Eukaryota; Metazoa; Arthropoda; Insecta; Coleoptera; Chrysomelidae.
GAAAAAUGGCGCGAUAAUUAUUACGAGGACCAUGAAACCCAAUCUCGGUGCACACUCCGCGAACGAACUGGCAAAGUGUUAGGCCUAUUGGUUGUUUAUUCCUUUAUAGAGUGAUUACUACGUACGACGAAAACGGAUGUAUGUAUAAUAUUUCGUGAAUUAGAUUGUUAAGUGAGUGAAAUCUUGGUUACGAUGAGGCAGACACAGGCAAAGGCCGUAGCUGGGAUGACAUGCCAGGUCCUCCGCAAAACCAGAAGAUCAAAAAUGGCCCUGGCGGCUGCCAACAAACCAACCGACCCCGAGAAGAAGCCCUCCAAAGAAAAAGAGGCCCACUCGGGCUCCAAUCCCCUCAACAUCGACGCGACGACGUGGAAGGGCCGCUACAAAUUCUUCAUAGAAAACAUCACGGUGGAGCCCAUGCUGGCCUGCUACAUCGUCCCCAGCGUGCUGGCCAGCCUGGCCACCCAGAACCUCAACCUGGAGAAGGCCUGCCGGGUGAACCUGGGCUACUCGACGGAGGUCUGCGACGCCCUAACGGAGAGACGAACGGCGAAUUACACUCUGGAGGAACGGGAGGUGCAGCAACUGGUCGCCUCGAUGGGCGUUUGGAAGACCAUGCUGCAGAGCGCCCUGCCGGCGUUCCUCAUCAUGUUCAUCGGCUCCUGGAGCGACAGAUGGGGCAAGCGGAAACCCUGCAUGCUGUUCCCCAUCGUCGGGGAGUUCAUGACGGUGGUGGGCCUGAUGAUCUGCACGUUCUUCUUCUACGAGCUGCCGAUGGAAGUGGCCGGUUUCAUCGAGGGUUUCUUCCCCGCCAUAACGGGCGGCUGGUUCACCAUGUUCAUGGGGAUAUUCAGUUACAUAGCGGACGUGACCACGCUGGACGUGAGGACAUUGCGGAUCGGUAUCGUUAACGUGUUCUGCUCGUUGGGCAUCCCCAUCGGGCUGGCGCUGAGCGGGAUCUUGUACAAAAAGAUCGGGUUCUACGGGGUGUUUUCCAUAUCGGCGGUUAUGUAUAUUAUAGCGCUGUAUUACGGUUACAAGUCUAUUAAGGAGCCGAAGAAAUUGGACACGCCGACGCUUCCGGACCAACCGUGCGCUUUUAUUAGAGACUUUUUCGACGUCAGGCAUCUGCUGGAUACUUUCAGAGUGGCCUUCAAGAAAGGCGAGAACAAACGCAGGAAAAAGGUCAUGCUGCUCAUGCUUGUUGUUAUGGUUGUUAUUGGACCAAUGCACGGUGAAAUGAGCGUGGGAUAUUUAUUUACUCGCUACAGAUUUAAUUGGGACGAGGUGGAUUUCAGUAUUUUUUCCACCUACAGUAUGGUAACCAAUUUAAUAGGUACGUCGUUUUCAGUAGGAGUUUUCAGCCACAUUUUGAAAUUCGACGAUGCUAUCAUCGGAAUCUACUCGUCUAUGAGCAAAAUCCUAUCCAGUUUCGUCUACGGAUUCGCCACUACAUCUCUCGUUUUUUAUUUAGGUGCAAUCGUGGAAAUUUUAAACGGCACAUCCUUCAUCGCAAUGAGAUCGAUCGCUUCCAAGCUAGUCCCUACAGACGAACUAGGUAAGGUGAACUCUCUAUUCGGAGUAUGCGAAGCCCUGAUGCCCCUUUUGUACGGGCCCAUGUACAACGCCACCUACGCGGCGACCCUGCAGGUGAUGCCGGGGGCCUUCUACAUCCUCGGCGGCGUCCUCACGAUCCCCGCCGUCGUCAUAUUCGGGUGGAUGUACGUCCAAAACCGCAAAAUGGCCAAGGCGAAACCGGCGCAAGACGGGGAAAAACCGGCCGCCGGUGACGCUUCACCUGCAUUGAACGGCUUCAGGAAAACCGCCGGCGAUUCGAACGACAAGAAGAGUUGCUAUCAAAACGGCGUGAUUAAUCCCGCUUUCGACGGUAAAUUGAAAACUAAUAGCGAAGAGGGAAACGCGGCGGAAGGUAGAGAGAAUGUUAUCAACAAGAACGCCGAUACUCGCAUCGAUGUUAUAGAAAACGGUAUUUACUAUAUCAAAGAGAACGGCGUCAACAACAUGGCGUUUAAAACUGAAGAACAGUAAAUCGACGGGGCUGGCUCGCUGAAUUUGUGGCAAUUAAUCGGUAGUUGUUUAAGUUUUAAAAGAAUGAUCUCAAAUUAGGAUCGGUUGAAUUAGCGAAUUACGUCUUUGUAUAAGUGGAAUUUCUUUCAAAGCUUCUCUUUGGGACAAUAAUUUUUUCGAUGCUCGUUCAGUUAACGAGGCCUAAAUGCACGAGGUGCGUUGCAAACUUAAAAUAGAUCUACCUAAAAUUCCUAUAUAUAAAGAUAAGUAAAUAAUUGCAAUAAUUGAAGUGCCUUCUUAAAAAUACGUAAUUUUUAAAACCAGCAAUCAAUUUUUAUAUAGGUAAUGUUGAGAAUUUUUAUCGCGAACAAUAUUGUAGUAGUAUUACUAAACUGUGUUAUAAUGAAGUACAGUUCGAUGGGAAUGGCAGAAGGGAAUGUGCCAAUUCGAUGAUUACUUAUAAAAAAAUGAGAGUCCUAUUAAUUGGAAUAAUUGGAUCAAUUGGAACGUAGAUUUGUUGAAACUGAAAUAGUUUAGCUAUUUCUAUCGAACUGUAUGCGACAAUAUUUGUUAGUAUAA